GGAAUUUGCGAAGCUGCUCUGUGUCCUCUUGAAAGAGUUCAAGUACUUCUUCAAACUUCGGCAUAUCACGAUCGCUUCAAGAACACGGGCCAGAUUCUACGUGCUUUAAGAGUGCACGGAUAUCGCGAGUAUUACCGAGGACUUUCUGUAGUGCUUGCUAGGAAUAGUCUGUCGAACGCACUUUUUUUCACGCUCAAGGAACCAUUUAAAAAAACGGUUGUAGAAAUCAGGCCUUUGCGGAACCGAAUGUUCAUUCAAUUGGUUGCUGAUUUCGUGUCCGGUGCAGUGUUAGGCGCAUCUAUUUCAACUGUGUUUUUCCCUUUAAACGUCGUUAAGAACCAUAUGCAGAGCAAGGUUGGUGUAACCUUUGAGAACCCUUUCUAUGUCUUCCAUCUAGUUUGGCGGAAACGCCAGAAGUCAUUAAGGAUGCUGUACCUUGGGGUUCAUCUAAACUUCACUCGUUCACUGCUAGCUUGGGGUAUUACAAAUUCUGUGUAUGAGUUGCUACGUCGGUCUUUCAAACCAUGCGAGGACGACACAUGA
Molecule: messenger RNA, 543 nt
Organism: Haemonchus placei
Lineage: Eukaryota; Metazoa; Nematoda; Chromadorea; Rhabditida; Trichostrongylidae
Source: the annotation of a GenBank genome assembly